AAAAGAGGCGGGACUAACGGGUCUUAGUGAAGAGAUGUUGACUUUCAGUGUUUGGCUUUCGCUCUUACUUCGUCCCAGUUGACGGACGAAGCGCGUCGAUCGUCCCCCAUCAAGUGGACCUUUUCCGAUAUUUUUCCUCGGAGAGUUCCUUCCGAUGUGCUGCUGCUCUACACACGCUCAAGGAUUAUUGGAGGUGAUUGACAUCCAACUGCUGCAGUAAAGGCAAAAAAAGUCGCGAGUGGUCCAAUGAGACAUCGCACUUGACUCCUCUCCGAUUGGCAGUUAGUUGCUCAUGACAGAGGAUCAAGAAUAUAUGCUGAUUGUCAGCCCUUAACGCAACAAAGACAUCUGCUUUGCAUCGGCAACGGGAUCGCUAAGGUGUCGAGUGAAGGAUGCACGCGACGCGAAGCCCCUCGUCCAUUUCGGCCACACCUCCAGGGGACGCCCUGGACCUCAGCUUGUCCGGCUCGCGUCUCUCCUUCUCCAAAAGACCAGGCGCCGGCGUGUCACCCGCCGGGAAGUUGUUGGCCCGUUCGGUGUCGGUGUCGGCACCAUGCGAGGCCCGAGGGAAAUGCAACACCCUGGGUGACAGCGUGGCGAGCCCUCGCUCGGUCAAGAACUUGCGGCGUUCCAACAGCACCACGCACGUCAACCAGCAGCCACACUUUGUGCUCAGUCCAGACCACCAGAGCGGUGACUACUUGACUGUGUUGGACAAUGGCGCAGACGGCCGAAAGAAACCGGACGGAACCACCUGGAACAUCUUGGAUGAGCAGCCUCGGGCAGCGGGCGCCGUCGCCGCAGACCCACCCGCCGGCACAAAGGGGCGAGACCCCGCCGCAUCCUUCACUGCCAACAAUAGGAGCAACAAGGGCGGCGUGGGUAACGCCGUCACCUCCAUCCUGCACAACAACCACGGCGACAAGCCGCUGACGCCCAAAAGCUCCAACCAGAGGCCGCCCUUCAACAACCUCCUGAAGGCCAACGCCAACGACGACGUCUCUCUGGAGAGCGGCUCCCUCACCAAGUCUCAGAAGAACUUCUCCGCUGCGUCGGCCAACAACAAAAGUCCCGCCGGGCCCGGCAGCCCGCUCCUGCAGCGCCGCAACCAGGUCUCAGAGGAGGAGGCCGAAAGGUUCAUCCAGCAGGUCAACCAGGCAGCCGUCACCAUCCAGCGCUGGUACAGACGUCACGCAGGGCGGCGCCGUGCCAACCGUGCGGCGCUGCGCCGUAUCCUGGACACCAAACGCAAGGAGUGGCAGGCGCGAGUCGAGGCCGAGAGUCACCUGGAGACGGUGGCGGACCAGCGCAAGCUGAUUCGGGAAGAAAAAGCUCGCCAGGCGCGCCUCGCUGCUAUUCAGGGGCUGCAGCAGAAAAGAACACAGCAUCUUCAGCAUCCUUCUCAUCUUCAUGGAGCUCAUCAUCAGCAUCAGGGUGCCGAGGCGGAUGAGGAGCAGCGGAGGCCGGGCGGCGCCACGCCGGCCAAGAGUUUCCCAAGCCACGCGUCUCCGACCGACAGCGUCAACUUGUCGCCAACGCACGCCAAAGCCAACAACACAGACUUUCAUGGCAAGGUGACGGGCGACUUGAGCCAAGGGAGCUUCGGGGCGCUGUCGCCGGCGUUGUCCAAUCGGAGAGGCUCGCCGUGUGCUCAGGAGCGCGGAGCAGAGCAAGACGACGAUGUCGAGGGGAAGUCGAUACGUCAGGCGAGACCCCGCCUGUCUUGCCUGACGCUCCUCGAGCCCGACCCUUGUGAUCCGGGCGCCAAGCUUCCCCUGGCCACCAGAAGUCCUGCUUCGCCUCCCGGUAUGGGCCCCAGCUCCACGGCAGACGUCAAGACCAAGAAGGCGCAAGAAUUUGCCGAGCUGUCCUGUUUCCGAGUGGUUUCGCCCUCCUUGUCCAGUCGUGGAGGCUCCCGCUGCUCCCAGGAGCGUCUUCGCGGGCGUUUGAGUGGCGGCGGUGACGACCGCUCCUGCGCCGCGUCCAAGUCCACCCUCAACGACCUGCUGGACACACUCAAACUGCUGGAGGAGGAACCCGAGGUCCUCUCUCAGCCCAAAUCUUACAACAAAGACAAAUACGCUUGGAUGGAGCAGGACGGCGAUGCAGACUCGCUGACGGCCGAUAACCUGGAGCGUCACGUACAGCUCAGCUUGCCGGCGGCGGCAGACGGGGCGGCGUUGCUGUCGGAGGCCAAGCUGCAGAGCAUCAUGAACUUCCUGGAUGAGAUGGAGAAGUCGGAGCAGGAGCGUCCGCGCUCCACCAGCUCGCACAGAGAGGCAGCGUUUUUGGAGGAGGAGGAGGCGACGGCACUGGACCCGGCCUCGGCCACCGCCGCCCAAGUGUCCGGCUCCAUCAUGAGGAUCAAAAUGGAGCUGGAGGAGAAGAAGCGUGUGGUGGAAAUGCUGCAGACCGCACUGGCCCAGCAGAGGGAGCUGACGGUGCAGCACGUGAAGGAGACGGAGAAGGAACUGAGCCGGAACCUUCAGCUGCAGAGGGACCAGUACGAAGCUACGGUGCAGAGACACCUCACCUUCAUCGACCAGCUCAUCGCCGACAAAAAAGCACUGAGCGAGCGAUGCGAGAACGUCAUCGCCGAGCUCAAGCUGGUAGACCACAAAUACACCAAGAAGAUCUCGCAGAUGCAGGAGCAGCACGAAAUGGUUUGGCAAAUCCUGGGCCCGCUGUGCGAGGUAACGUCUCUUCUGCUCCUCCUUAUUCUGUUUCUCUUCCCUCAUUUGUCCCGCGCACCGGCCCUCCUGCCGGAUGCUCGCUGUGCACGUGAGUCUUCAUCAUCAUCACCUUGGCUGAUUCUUCAUGCGCACACUGCUCCUCCCAUGUGGUGUUACCUGUCUCUCACUCAUGCACGCACACGCCGGCCACGCCGCCGCCAUCAUCCUCUCUGGCGGCAGCCUCUGGUCUUUAUACAGUCUUUUCAUAUUCUUUGGUCCCCUCCUCCUCUCCAGGAGAUCAAGAAGCUGAAGCAGCUGAUGAGUGUCACGGAGAAGAUCCGGCGGGAGAAAUGGAUCGAUGAGAAAACCAAGAAGAUUAAAGAGAUCACAGUCAAAGGUUUGGAGCCCGAGAUCCAGAAGCUGAUCUCUAAGCACAAGCAGGAGCUGAAGAAGCUGCGCACGCUCCACGAGGCCGAGCUGCUGCAUGCCGAGGAGCGCGGCGCCGAGCGUUGCGCCCACCAGUGCGAGGAACUGCGGCAGCAGCUGGAGAGCGAAAAGGAGGAGCAGUGCCGCAGGGAGCGCGACUUGGCCCGCCGACACUUUGAGAAGCAGCUCCAAGAGGAGGAGCUCUCCCUGCAGCAGCACAGGAAGCGCGUGCACAGGGAGCUGGCUGAAGAGAAGGAGCGGCUAACGCAGCAGGCGGCCAGGCAGCGCUCAGAGAUGGAGGAGCUGCGUCAGCGCAUGGAGGAAAACUCCAGCGUGGCCGGACGGGUUUUCAGGGAGGAGCUGGACAAAAGCAGAGAGGAGCAGGAGAGGAGGCACCAGGCGGAGCUGAAGAAGCUGCAGGAGCGUUUUGCACAGGAGAAGACUGGCUGGGAGGAGGAAUACAGGAAGAAGCAGGAGGCGGGGCUCCUCAGGCACGAGCGGCAGCUGCGAGAGGAGCUGCGGCAGGAGCGCGACAAAGAGAUCCAGCUGGCCAUCUGGACGCUGGAGGAGGAGACCAACCGGGACAAGGAGGAGUGCGAGCGGGUUGCUCACAACAGGGUGACUCGUGUGCGGGAGACGUACGAGGUGGAGCUGAAGGAACUAGAGCGCACUUUGCGAGAGGCGCUGGACAAGCAGCAAGAGCUGCGGAAGCAACACGGCGAAGCGCUGCAACAAGUGGACGUGCUCAAGGAGGCGCUGCAGCACAAGGAGCAAGACCUGCUCGUCGUCACGCAAAACCGGGACCAGCUGCUGGAGGAGCGCCACGGGCUGGCCUCGGCCGUCCGGCAGGAGUUCAGUGCCCGCCUGCUGUUGGCCGAGGAGGAGGCGCAGAAGGCCAGGGCCGAGACGGAGGAGGCGCGCAGCGCGCUGCGAGUCGAGGUGGACAAGCUCACCAAGGAGAAGGAAGACGAGCUCCACCAAGUGCACUGCCGAGUCAAGUCGGCCAUCUUGAAGAAGGACGAGGCGGUGGGCGCUCUGCGGCGGCAGCAUGAGGCCGCCCUGAAGAGGGCAGAGCGUCUGGAGGCCUUGUGGGAGGAGCAAAGGAGGCAGCUGAUGGAGAAAUGAUGCCACUGCAAAGUACUUAUCAGACACGAGCCGAUGAUGAAAGACCACCAGUCCACCAUUGUCGCCGCCGUCCACCAAAAUUGAUGUCAAAGUGCAAGGCGAGAGCUUGCCCGUAUCGGUUUUCACGGCCAGCACUUUGACGUCAGUUUGGCUCGACACCCGAGAUGGCCGCCGUUAUCCCAGCACCGCGUUGAGGCGGGAAGGAAAGAAAAUUUGUGGAUGUAAAGUGACAGACAGGAAGGAGCAGCCACAACUGAGCUCUCCCGCAGUCUGGCCCCACCCCCUCCCAGGCAACAAUGCUUCAGAUCUUUUCCAGAUGUUUUUGUGGCCAGCCCGUGCAGGCAGGCCCAUGCAGGCCCACGCCCCGAGGAGAAGCUCAGUCAAUGUUUUCAAGAAGGAGAAGACGACGUGUCGGCAAGGACGGCGUGCGUGGCCGUCGAGGCGUGCCAGCGAGGACUGAGAAGAAUGUGUGGACGCGAAAGAAAAAAGUCGAAGGUGGCGGGGGCGCAAAACAAACGGCCAGGGCUGAUGUGUUUACGUUCAAUCACUAUUUAUUGGGGUGGGGUUGCCUGAGCUCGCCGCUCUCUCUUUGGGCCCAUUGACAUUUGUUGAGCCCCCUUUUUCAAUUAAAACUACAUCUUUCCUUUU
Syngnathus typhle (broad-nosed pipefish) is the source of this 4871-nucleotide messenger RNA. It is a transcript of the gene cep131, whose product is annotated as centrosomal protein 131. Gene Ontology annotation, biological process: intraciliary transport involved in cilium assembly; cilium assembly; regulation of centrosome duplication. Gene Ontology annotation, cellular component: centriolar satellite. The transcript is spliced from 29 exons. Lineage: Eukaryota; Metazoa; Chordata; Actinopteri; Syngnathiformes; Syngnathidae. The record is from RefSeq and is a predicted model, not a curated record. The coding region runs from base 393 to 4223 and encodes 1276 amino acids. Gene Ontology annotation, molecular function: protein binding.